UCCCGCAGCGGCAUAAUUUAGAACUAAUGCUCACUCAGGGCGUAGGUGUUUGUUUAGUUGUUGCUGUUCGUGUGGGAAUGUUAAGUACAGAGAGAAAUUCAUAGAUAAAAAUAAAUGAAAAUGGAUAAUGGCAGAUAGCUCUCAAAGAGGACAGAAAGAGUCUUCAGCAAACAAUAAAACUGAUGACAACAUGACAAAUAAAAAUAAGCCAGUAUCAAAUCCAGGCAAAGAGAAAGAUGGACAGAAAAAAGCUCACACUCGUCCUAAACCAGUUUUCUUUUGGAGCAAUGCCGAUGUUUUAAAAUGGUUAAGACGUCACUGUCAAGAUUAUCACAAUCAAUAUGCUGGCUUAUUUCUUGAGCAUGAUAUUACUGGACGUUCAUUAGUUCGAAUGAAUGAUUCUACUUUGGAAAAGAUGGGGAUUGUUGACAAACUCCAUAGAGAGGAAUUAUGUCGUGAAAUUCUUAAACUGAAAUUGAAAAGUGAUAUUUUGGAGAUGAAGGAUCUUGAAAGAAAAGGUUCUGAAUUUGCAACUUUUGGAAUGAGUUAGUACCAAGAUAACAUUUACAACAUACACAAUCUUGGUAGAGCUUACAAGAGUGUUAAUACAUUCAUUAAUAUACAUUUAUACUAUUUUCAUAAAAUAUAUAUUUUUAAAAUGUAUACAAUACCAAUUUUUAAUUUUGUUAAAUUUCAAUGAAUUUUAUAUAAAAAUAUGAAAUAAAUAAUAUAAUGAACAAAGUUCAGAUAAAUUCCUGCUCUGUGAUAUACAGUUUACUUGUAUCACAUAUUUGGUGAUUUAUAUUAAAAGUAUUUUUUAUUAUUUUUUUCAUAAACCUUUAGCAUUCCUUCAAUUAUUGUCUAUAAUUGAGUAAUAUUGAAAGAUUUUGUUUAAAUAUAAUAAAUUCUCUUGAAUGAAAUUUGAAUGUAUAAUUUACUUAAUAUAUAUUACAGUUUAAUUAUUUUAUCCAUGUUUAUUGUCUCUAAACUGCAUAAAUAAGAAUUUUGUAAAUAUUUACUUUUUUUGAGCACUGUUUGGACGUUAAAGUUAAUAUU
Molecule: messenger RNA, 1056 nt
Organism: Centruroides sculpturatus (bark scorpion)
Lineage: Eukaryota; Metazoa; Arthropoda; Arachnida; Scorpiones; Buthidae
Gene: ave
Product: protein aveugle-like
Exons: 6
Coding region: 128-550 (140 amino acids)
Biological process (GO): cell surface receptor protein tyrosine kinase signaling pathway
Cellular component (GO): cytoplasmic side of plasma membrane
Molecular function (GO): protein binding
Source: RefSeq, a predicted model, not a curated record